UGGAUUCAUCAAACAAACCGGCACUACCGGCAGUCUCGUCGGUAUUUAACAACAAGAGCCCACGAUGGGGGUCAAAGAUUUGUGGAAUGUCAUUGAGUCCUCCUGUGAUACUGUUUCCCUUGACACAUUGAAGAACAAGACCAUUGCCAUUGAUUUGGCUGGCUGGGCGGUUGACAGCCAGUGUCUUAAGGCUGCCAAUGAUGCGCAGAUCAACAUGCACCUGAGGAAUUUAUUCUACAGAACAAAAGCCCUCCUCCUACAGGGAACAAUCCCUGUAUUUGUUCUGGAAGGAAAGCCACCAGAAUUAAAGAAAAAAGUCAUAGCCGAGAGGCUGAACAUCAGAGAGGGGAAGAGCAAAGAUGCUGAAAUUAAAGAUUCGAGAUGCAAUCGUCGAGGAUUGAACAGAAUUCUGAAGGCCUGCGAAAGGAUGUUGAAUUUGAUGGGAUUGGAGUGUGUGAAGGCACACGGGGAGGCUGAAGCUAUGUGCGCUUAUCUAAACGCAGACGGGCUCGUAGAUGGCUGCAUCACCCAGGAUGGCGAUUGUUUCUUGUAUGGAGCAAAAACAAUAUACAGAAAAUUCACAAUGGCCGGGAAAGCUGGCACUGGAGGUACUGCAGAGGAGUACUCAAUCGAGAAAAUUGAGAGUAUGUACAAACUAGGUCGAAACAAACUCAUUGCCCUGGCACUACUCUGUGGGUGUGACUAUACACCUGGAGUUAAUCAAAUUGGCCAAAAGACGGCGUUGAAAUUUUUCAGUCAUUUCGAGGACUCAGAGAUACUAAGGAGGAUGAAGAGCUGGAGGUACGACAAAAGCCCAGCACCAACGAAAGAAGAGCGAGUUGUGAAAUCAAAAUGCGUGCUGCUGGAGGAUUUUCCAAAUCAAGAAGUAAUAGAUGAAUUCCUGAUACGAAAGGGUUCAAUACCAACGAGAAUUGAUAAUUGGAAGCGCCCCAAUGGCGCUGCCUUAGUCGAGUUCCUCGCAGCCAAUUUGUUUUGGGAGGUUGACUUCACCGUCAAGCAUGUUCUCCCCCUCGUCACAAGGUGGCAGGUCCUCAACUUCAUGGGUAUUCCCGAGGAGCUGCGCCCGAACGAUCCAGACAUCCUCAUCCCCAAAGAAAUAAAGAAGACGAGGAAGCCUGGAACAGUCUUAAGUUUCGAAAUCGAGUGGACAAUCUCACGAGACAGUAAUUACUUUCUGAUUCCUAAGAUUAACGAGCAGUCUCUCAAAGACACUGAGCUACUCUGCACAGUAGAAUGCCAGCACUACGUCAUCAAAUCCUAUCCCCAGUUGGUCCAGGCAUUCGAGGAUCUGCAGGCAGCUAAGAAGAAGCCACAGAGGAAGCCAAGAAAAGGAAAGACUGCGGACGUGGAGGAAAAGACUGGACAGUCUCCGAAGCAGAAGAAGACCAAAGGUAAGAAGGAGGAGGUGCCAUGCAAGAGGAUAGACAAUUACUUCCAGCAGAGGAAAUGCGUGUCAUCCAGGAAACCAGAGAAAAGUGGGCCAGGGAGGAUUCAUCAGCCAGAAACCUCUCGCCCUCAGAAUCGAGAGAAACUCAGAGAGAAUUCUGCUUCGAAACUCGAUGGAACUCUCAAACAAAUUUACGACGACCUGAGUCCUGAGGAUUUUGCCAGUGAUGUGGAUGCUGAUUGUGCUGAGAUGUCCAUGGUGGUCCAGAGGACGUGCAGCCAAACCAACACAAUCCUUCCUGCAUUGCUCUCACUGCAAUCAGAUGGAGCACCUCAAGAUUAUCUCUCAGAAGAAAAAACGCGACCUAGUCCAAUCAAGGAGGUUGUAGAUAUAGUCGACAUAUCAUCUGAUGACGAUAUUGUUUAUGUCCCUCUUGGUGAACGUCUAAAGGCCAGGGGGUAGACUGCCUAGAGAUUUACAAGUAGAGCAUUUUUACCUGAUAAUGUUUCCAAGAAAGCGGGUUCAUGUGCAUUUUAUUUUAUGAUGGAGAAAAAUUGGAAUAAACAUACUUAGCUUUUUUAAAAAUAUGAAGAUGAUUCAUUAAAUGUAAAAUGAAAAGAUCAGUGUACAACAUUUUCCUCAUCUAAUUUAGUAGUUCUCUCUUAUAGUCUAAUAUAUAUCUAAAUGAACUAAAUACUCCUUUCAUAAAUUUCUAUCAAUCUCGAUUUGAUUUAUCUCUCUUCUUUGCCUUCCGAAUAUUAAAUUGGGGGGCU
This is a messenger RNA of Diachasma alloeum, 2181 nucleotides long. It is a transcript of the gene Gen, whose product is annotated as flap endonuclease GEN. The record is from RefSeq and is a predicted model, not a curated record. Gene Ontology annotation, molecular function: four-way junction DNA binding; 5'-flap endonuclease activity. Lineage: Eukaryota; Metazoa; Arthropoda; Insecta; Hymenoptera; Braconidae. Bases 65 to 1870 code for a protein of 601 amino acids. The transcript is spliced from 6 exons.